AGUAGAGUCGACGCCAUUUACCUAGCCUUUUUCUCAACUAUACCGGCUCACAGUUACGGUGAAAUUUACUUUGUUAAAAUCAGCCAAGAUUACGUUCUCCCUUCCCCCGCUGUGUUUAUCGUGUCUUCAUAUUAAACUUGUAUCUGCAUAAUCACCAUGGGAGAAGACAAGGAUGACCGCAAAGUUGACAGGGAGAGAGACCGUGACCGUUCCAGAGACAAAGAAAGAGACAAGGAAAGGGACAAAGAUAGGGAAAGAGAUAGGGACAAGGACAGAAGACGCUCCAGGUCUCGCGAUAGAAAGAAGAGAUCCAAAUCUAAAGAGAAGGAGAAAAAGCGCAGUAAAUCCCGUGAACGAGACCGUGAACGUAAAAGGAGUCGUUCGCCUGUAAAAAAGCAGCGCCGAAGAAAGCCUUCUAUUUACUGGGAUAUUCCCCCUAUUGGCUUUGAGCACAUCACACCCAUGCAAUACAAAGCAAUGCAAGCUGCCGGACAAAUUCCAGCGAAUAUAAUGACAGAAGUAGCCCCACAAGUCCAGGUCCCAGUAGUGGGUAAUACCAUCACUCGACAAGCCAGAAGAUUGUAUGUUGGAAAUAUUCCGUUUGGAGUAUCUGAUGUCCGCGCUGCCGAGGAGGAAAUGAUGGAUUUUUUCAAUCAGCAAAUGCACUUGUCUGGUUUGUCACAAGCCCCUGGUCAACCAAUUCUAGCUUGCCAGAUCAACUUGGACAAGAACUUUGCUUUCUUGGAGUUCCGAUCAAUAGACGAAACUUCUCAAGCCAUGGCCUUUGACGGUAUCAAUUUCAAAGGCCAGACUUUGAAGAUUCGCAGACCCCAUGAUUACCACCCGACCCCUGGAGGUGGUAGUGGUGGAGGUGGAGGAGGAGGUCCCGAAACGACUCCUGGUAGCAUGACCGGCGGUAUAACCGAAAAAAGAGCAGGAGGAGGAGGUGGUGGAGGUCCAAUGAGUACUAUCGUUCCGGAUACUCCGCAUAAGCUUUUCAUCGGUGGACUGCCUAAUUAUCUAAACGAAGAACAAGUAAAGGAACUGCUGAUGUCUUUUGGACAACUCCGAGCAUUUAACUUGGUUAAAGAUACGGCGACGGGGUUAUCCAAGGGAUACGCCUUCUGCGAGUAUGCUGACGUCACCGUCACCGAUCAAGCUAUUUCCGGGUUAAACGGCAUGCAGCUAGGAGACAAAAAGAUCAUCAUUCAGCGAGCCAGUGUUGGAGCCAAGAACGCCGCCGCCUACGCCCAGAUGCCAGUCCAAAUCCAAGUGCCGGGAUUCAAUCUUGCAGCCGGUCCUGGUCAACCGACAGAGGUCCUCUGUCUGUUGAACAUGGUGACUCCCGAGGAAUUGAAGGACGAUGAAGAAUACGAGGAAAUUGUGGAUGAUAUUCGCGAAGAAUGCAACCGUCACGGCGCUGUUCGCUCGAUUGAGAUCCCUAGGCCGUUAGAGGGCGUCGACGAUGUACCAGGUGUAGGCAAGGUCUUUGUCGAGUUCGUCUCGGUCAGCGAUUGCGUCAAAGCCCAGCAGGCCCUGACGGGGCGUAAGUUCGCCAAUCGUAUCGUCGUCACGUCAUUUUACGAACCGGAACGCUAUCACCGGCGGGACUUCUGAGCCAUGACGGCCUUCCUCAUGAAGAAAGGAAAGGAUUUGCUAAGUGCGCUCUUUUCUUCACCCUUUUUUUUUUAUUUUUGAUCAAGCAAAAUACGUCAUGACUAGCUACCGUUUGAUACGAUCUAACGUCAAUGCGGCAUGCGGGAUUUUCUUUGAAUUUAACUUGUUUUCUUUUUUUUUCAUUUUCCUAAUGGAUUUCUUCAUACUUAGUGUCAAAUCGAUUUCCCCACCUAUCUGUUUGGCAUAUCGGCGAAAAAUAACAACUGUGUAGAAUUGUUCAACCACAUUUCCCGAUACACACAUGUGCGGUAGCAUUAAAUUGCCACACAUCAUUCCAUUAUUAAAGGCCCAUCAUUGGUACCAUGUCCAACAAUUUCAUAUCAAAUCUGUAUUUCCUCAUUCUUUAUUUUACCAAAUUGGUCAAUACCUUGAAUCGUCCGUUCUUGAGUAGUUCGUCAUUAAAGAUCUUCGAACUACGAUAACACCUGAAGUUCUUAGGAAAAAAUCGGUAUUUUAAAAACUCAAUAUAUGACUUAAACUGAA
Messenger RNA from Daphnia carinata, 2160 nucleotides. RefSeq names its product splicing factor U2AF 50 kDa subunit-like (gene U2af50). Gene Ontology annotation, biological process: mRNA processing. The record is from RefSeq and is a predicted model, not a curated record. Gene Ontology annotation, cellular component: U2-type prespliceosome; commitment complex; nuclear speck. The transcript has 8 exons. Gene Ontology annotation, molecular function: poly-pyrimidine tract binding; pre-mRNA 3'-splice site binding. NCBI's taxonomy places the organism in Eukaryota, Metazoa, Arthropoda, Branchiopoda, Diplostraca, Daphniidae. Bases 157 to 1617 code for a protein of 486 amino acids.